Molecule: messenger RNA, 1123 nt
Organism: Mercenaria mercenaria
Lineage: Eukaryota; Metazoa; Mollusca; Bivalvia; Venerida; Veneridae
Product: heme-binding protein 2-like
Exons: 5
Coding region: 142-780 (212 amino acids)
Source: RefSeq, a predicted model, not a curated record
GUCACGAACCGUUACAUACUCAUCUUUAAAGUUUAUGAACCCAGUGUACACUCCUGGCAAGUUCCAUCCAGUGUUACGUGUUGGCUGUUCAUCCGUACUAGAGGCUACACGCAUUCCAGCAAGACUACGCCUUCUUACUGAAUGGAUUCCAUGAUGAUAACGUGUGUGGUCGCGUGUUCAAUCCUUGCUUGCCUCCAGACUGUGAUGGCAGCUGGAUGGCCUGCUGGAGUGAAGACGCCAUGGUUUUGUCACGACCUUGAAUGCCCGGUCUACACUGUGAAUGAAACGAAUGCCAACUUUGAGACACGACAAUAUGCACCUUCUGUAUGGGUAGCAACUCGUGUGUCAGUUGUUAAUUACACAAGAGACGCUAACAGAAAAAUGUUUUACACAUUGUUUCACUACAUUUCGGGAAAUAAUUCUCGGCACUUAAAAAUUCCGAUGACAGCUCCAGUGGUGAGACAAAUAGAUCCAUGCCAGGGAUCAAAUUGCAUGUCCAACUAUACAGAACAUUUCAUGAUGCCGUUUAACCUACAAUCCAAUCCUCCAGUGCCAACAGAAGCUGGAGUUUUUAUAAGGAGUCUGCCCGCAAUGACCGUAUAUGUCAGAUCAUACGGCGGCUAUGGUUCAGAAGAACUGACCCAACAAAACCGAAAAGCUCUGGUUCAAGACUUGCAAGCUGCAAACAAGCAAUUCAAUCAAGACCACUAUUAUACCGCCGGAUAUGACGGACCCUAUGCUUUUAUCAGACAUAAUGAAGUUUGGCUUGCCGCCAUUUAAAAACAUUAUUUUUUACAUUUCAAUAGUUUAGCAUCACUCUUAGACAGCUUUACAUCGAUCUUGUUAAAAAUGAGAAGUCACUUCCGGUGUUAGCAAUUGUAAAUAGGUACGGAAAAUGUCUGAUUCAGCCAGUUUUCAGCCGCAUUUAUAAACCAAAACUUAUUGAUAUUUAAUGUAUGUAUGUAGUAAUAUGUAGAAACGACCAUUAUUGUCCGUCUAACUACCUCGCUAUUGCUCAAAUAAUCUAUUUAGUUGAAAAUUCCAUUGUAUGAUUAUAUGAGUGACUGUGUUGUUUAUAUGUAGUAUUUAUUAUUUUUUGUACUGAGUAUUUGCUGUAUUAUGA